Molecule: messenger RNA, 5015 nt
Organism: Metschnikowia bicuspidata var. bicuspidata NRRL YB-4993
Lineage: Eukaryota; Fungi; Ascomycota; Pichiomycetes; Serinales; Metschnikowiaceae
Gene: ESP1
Product: separase
Exons: 1
Coding region: 33-4886 (1617 amino acids)
Biological process (GO): meiotic chromosome separation; proteolysis
Cellular component (GO): mitotic spindle pole body; cytoplasm; nucleus
Molecular function (GO): cysteine-type endopeptidase activity
Source: RefSeq, a predicted model, not a curated record
CUGUCGACCGUGGAAGAAAAACAAUACUACCAAUGAGCGGCAAUUCACAAAUAAAUGAAAUCAAGAAAAAACUUCAGCUGUAUCUAUCCCGUGAAAAACGUCUGUCGUUGACACCAUUGCAGCCAUUGUCAACCAACUUGCCUACAGAUUUGAGAACGAAAACAAGCUCUGUCUCAUCAGUGGCCCUAGAUUUAGUCGACUCAUUCUGUGCCUCAAAGCAGACCAAAAGCGUUGAAAAUCUUUCAUUGGCCUUUAAAUGUCUUUAUUCUAGUGCAAAGAGCCACGACGACAGGAUUUCAUUGGUUAAAAAACACCAGCACUAUGUGGUCUUUCUCAAUUCUCAAAUGCGUUAUAAGUAUGCACUUGGAGAGCUUUGUACCAUAUACAAUGUUUUCACUUCAUCUCUGUUAUCUACUUCAGUUGCUUACGAAACUCUUUUGAAAGGCGUGUCACAUGAUGUGGGGUUUCCCCUCACGUUGAUUAUCUCGUUUCAUUUCUUUCUUAUCCAGUCUGUUUUGCAAAUGCUUACUUCUAAAGUACAAACUAUCACUAAGAAAGACUCAUCCUUGGAUAUUAAAUUGUUCUGGAAAACUGCCUCGCUUUUUUUGCUGGGUUCGAACUUUGACACGUGCUUGUCAUUCUGCGAUACUUCUGUUGCAAUGAAAUACCAUCUCAACUGCUUAAAAAUGCUUUCGGGGUUGGUCAAAGUGGCCGAGUUCAUCAAUUCUAAGUUACCAACACUGGAGUUGUCUCUCUCAAUAAUUGCUCUUAAACUCAAAGUUUUGCAGUAUAAUGUUCUCACCAACAACAACGUGGAUCUCGAAUUAUGUGAUAUCAAUGAUAUAGCGCUAAAACCAUUCGUUAGCGACUUACACAUAAUUAUAUCCAAAGACCAGAGAUUUAUGCACUCGAAGGUUGCAGCAAAGGUUGCAGAGUUUUAUUUGCAAGAUGAUUCUGCAAGAAAGUUGGUCGCUCCGCAAUCUCUUUUGAAUCUGAGCCUUCUUGCUGCAGAGGCGAUGUCCAUUUCUUCCCUCGAUAGUUUGAACAAAAAGUCUGUGUUGAAUUUUUUUGAACAAACAGAAGUUUGUAUCCAAUCAGCCUCUGUUAUAAAACCUAUUCUAGAAUCAGUUCCAGCCAAAGCCAUGACUGAUUUUCAUCAUGACAUUCUUGACAGAUGUGUGCUGUAUCUCAAGUCUGCUUUGGUUAAUGAUCAAGUUUUUUCUCAUUGCUUAAAAGAGUGGGCGCCAAUUGUUUCAUGUAUGUUAAUACAAGAGAAACGAAUUGAGAAUAUCAAACUUGUUUCACGUCUUUGCUUUGAAUUUGCACUUAAGUCUGAACUGCUUGAUGGAUUUUUCACCGCCUGCCAAUUAGAUUUAGCGUACUUUCAUCUUCUUAAAAAGUGCGAUUCCAAAGUAUAUGUAUCAAAGCGAAUUGAGUAUUCAAUUUCUUCCCUUUUCGAUCUUGGCGCUGAAAAAAGUGCCACCCAGCUUGUGAAAGAAUACAUUCAGGAUGAUACACCAAGACUCACUGAGAACAGAGUUUUGAGCAUUAUAGCUUCAUGCUUGAUAGCAGAUCAGAAAAUGACGCAUCACUUUUUUGGAAAAACACUGUUCAUUGCACCAGAUGAACAAAUCAGGCUCUUUGAAAAUCUUUUGAUCCCACUUCAUCUCAAGUUACCCAUCAAAAAUCAUGGCUUAUUAAAGGAUUUGAUGGAGAAUCUACCGAAGACAGUUCUGCUUGCGACUCGAUACAAAGUAUCCCAAUAUUUUCAGAUCGAAGUAUACAUUUCACGGGUAGAAACUCUCAGUCUAUGUCCUGAUGUCAUACUUGCAGCGGGGAUUUUUGCUAAUAGAUCCAAGAUCAAUAAACUUGAUACGCUUGCUUUGAAAAAAAUUGAUGCUUGGGUACAUCAAUGGCUAGAUCAUGCACACAUGUCAAAGUUCUUGUGCCACUUUUCAGUUUUUUUGGAAAUUUUAACAAUUUUAUCGCAUAUGGGAUUUUUUAACCGUUGUAUAAAACUCAUCCAGAAACUCAUUGAAAGACUCAAGGGCUCAAACUUCAAGGAAACCCAAGGCCUUAUCAAUCUUAACAUAUUGCUUAGUCGUUGUCUUCUUGAGAUAUCUGAAAUUGACAAGCUCCCGCAUAUUUUGCAGAACUAUGGAAGCCUUCUCAAAGAUGCAUUUUCCGGUAAAAUUUCAGACUAUGGCAAUCUAGUCAAUUUGAAAUUGACCCAACUUGAAUUCUUCAUCAAAAUACGCGAUGAAGAAAAAUCCAGAUCCAAAUUUGAAGAACUCAAGUCUAUCAUAUCUUCCAGACCUGAAUACGAUCUUCUAACUACAGUUGAGAGUCAAUCCUUGCAUGAUAAGUUGUCGUGUUUUUUGACGAUUGCUAAAUUUCUGUUCUUGACUUCAAUGAUGAACAUAAUGUCAGCUGAAAUGUUCACGGCCUUGAGGAAUUUGAAACUAUCGAUAAAACUCUUACUCUCGGUUUUAAGAAAGACGGAAAGCAAUCCAGAAUUGUAUCGCGCCAAACUUGAAGCUCUUAGUUUGCUCUCGAAAAGUUACAUUUUUGCUUUCAAAGCUGCGAAACACCUUGGGCUCACAAAAGAUGCGAUGCACUUCUGUCUUGAAUUUGUAAAAAUUAAUUCCCAGCUACACGAUUCUCCCCUCAAAACAUUGAAUCACUUCAUUAGCUCAAACCUCUUACUUCAUGUGGGCAAAACAUCUGAUGCUAUUUCACAAUUCGACAAUGGUCGUAGAAACACUUGGGAGUCUCCAUAUUUGGAUCUUGCAGAGGCUAUAGUUUUUACUAGGUUGAAUGUUGGUUGUAUUCCUAAAAAAUGCCUACAGCGUACUAUUCACAAAGCACUUGCAUGUUUAUUUGAAACACCAGAGAAAGUGGAUCACUUUUGCGCCUCGUUUCUGUUCAUCUCUGAUCUAUUAGUAGAUCUUGGAUCAUUGACAGUUGAUCUUGACAGUAUGCACCUAUCGAAAUUACAACAAGAUAGCCCCGACACGCACGAAACUCUCACAAGAGCCAUUUUACUGCUGCGAGAGAUAUUGACACAGGUUGAGUCCAUUGGCAGUGAAUCUGGAAAGUUAAUUACACUGGUACAGCUCUUCCCGUGUCCCACAAGCUCAUCAAAAAUUGAACUGCGACCCGCUAAUAAAUGCAUUUCUCGUGUGUUAGAUUGCAGAGAAACUUUAAAGCAUUUCGCUGAUAAAGAUUUUCUUCGCCGUAUUGAAGUCGGGGAAAUGCGUGACUUAUGCUCUUUAUUGCGAAGAUGCGUUUUCCUUCUCUCGUCUUCCGGACACUGUCAAGAUUCUGAAAUGAUGAUUUUACUUCAAAAAUCCUUUAUGUGUGGAGAUCUCUCACAGUCUCUUCCAUACUUCAACCAAAGAGCAGCAAUUCACGAAAAUCUAUCUGAGUCGGUAUUGUUACCGACAUUGCAUGCGACGGAUAACCUGAAUUUUGCAAAAAUUACAACGACAUCUUUCUACAAAGAUUUUCAGAAAUUGCUUCCCGCGUCUUGGGCAGUUGUUACUCUAGACGUAUGUGACGUAUCCGGUGACUUGAUUAUCUCCCGAUUGGACACCAAAGCUGAUGAUAUUCGUUCUCUUAAACUCCCUUUCAAUAGGAGAACGAGAGGCACAGGUCCCGGUUUUGAGGAAUACCUGAAAGAAUUGAAUGGCAUUAUAUCCGAAAGUAACAACUCCACCAAGAACAAGGUAACAUCCACAAUUCGAACAAAGGAUGAGAGAAAACUGUGGUGGAAAAUAAGAUUUGAACUAGACUCGCAGCUCCAAAUGCUUUUGCAGCAAAUGGAGCAACUGACUAUUGGCGGAUUCACGGGAAUGUUCAAUACAUUUGACUCUACCGCAAGAGAAUAUGAAAGUUUUCAACUAGAGUUGAACAAAAUUUGGACGGUCGCCAUUGGGGAUCAAUCAAUAUCUUUUGGUCUCGACCAAAUCUUUGUCGAAUUGUUCUAUCACGUUUGUCUUUACGAACGACAUGAAAACUCAUACUACGAGUAUUUGAAGGAUUUGACCGAUUAUGCAAUACAUCACUAUGACCUUGACACUCGCGUAAAUUCCGAAGAAGCGAUAGACAAGAGUUGGCUCAUUGAUAGCAUUUCCAAGAUUUUUCCUUCCAUACCAGAUAGUUCUUCUUUCCAGCACUUGGUGAUUAUACCGAGCCCGUCUUGUGUUCACAUACCAUGGGAGUCCAUGUCCUUCUUAAGAGGACGUUCGGUUUCACGUAUGCCCAGUGUUGGUGUUUUGACCGAAUCUUUAAAAAAUUAUAAACGUAUGUCAGUCUUCGACAAGGGUGAUGAAAAGAUUCUUUAUGUUAUCAACCCUGGGUCUGAUCUUGGCCGAACGCAAAAAAUAUUUGAGCCUGUUUUCCACCAGCUACUGUGUGCAAAGGGUAUUGCUGGAGAAAGUCCCUCAGAAGAAUGGUUGGCUUCGGAGCUUUUUGACACAAAUCUUUAUGUCUAUCUAGGACACGGUGGAGGAGAGCAGUACUUGCGCUCAUCGGCUUUAUUUAAGUCAAAUGCAAAAGGGAAAACCCAUCUACCAGCGAGUCUUUUGAUGGGUUGUUCUUCGUCUGCUUUUCAUGGACACGGGAACUUGCCUUCAUCCAGCAAUGUAUUCAACUGGCUUGUUUGUGGAUCUCCGGCAAUCGUGACAAACUUGUGGGAUAUAACAGAUAAAGACAUUGAUGUGUUCAGUUUGUCAAUGUUUGCUGAGUGGGGCUUAGGCGAAGGCUAUACUCAAAGCCCAAAGUCCAUUGCACAUGCAAUGACGAAGAGUCGUGAUGCUUGUAUUUUGAAGUACCUCAAUGGCGCAGCCCCAAUAUUGCAUGGGCUACCCUUAACUUUAAAAUGAUUACCUAAAAGCAUAUACCAACAACAUUUUUUAUAUGACUUUCCCAAUAACCAAAUGGACAAUAUAUAAUGCAAAAUGCGAGCAUCCCAGGCCCGCCUGCAAAUAGAACUUAAUAUAGAAUGAGACAGC